AUCUGUCAUCUGUGGUUUGCAUGAACGCUCAGGAGUCAGGCUAGCUAGUGGAGGCACUGAUUUAUAAAAUAUGUCAAAAUAUAAUGUAGCGCAGUGCUAGCACAUAGUAACCUGAAGUCUGAAACCGGCUAAAGUGAAUCUGAAUAAUGGAUCAAUCUUGGUAAACUAGAAACAUGGAUUUUACCGAUAAAGUUGUACUAAUCACUGGAGCCAGUUCAGGGCUAGGUGCUGCUAUUGCUAUUCAUCUAUCGAAAUUAUCCGCAAAGUUAGUGCUAGUUGGAAGAAAAGAAAUCAAUUUAAAAAAGAUUGCGCUAUACUGUGAAAAAGCAAAAGGAAUAAAAUCACAUACUAUUGUAGCUGAUGUAUCAGAUGAAGGUGAUUUAGAAAGAAUCUUAAAUGAAACAAUUGAGGAAUUUGGCAAAUUAGAUGUCUUAGUGAACAAUGCGGGAGUUUUAGCCAUGGGAGGAAUUAAGAAAUCAGACAUGGAAAGUUUUGACAGAGUAAUGUCUAUUAACACUCGUGCUGUGUUUCAGCUAACUAUGCUAGCUACACCACAUUUAAUUGCAAGUAAAGGAUGCAUUAUUAACAUGUCUAGUAUUGUAAGUACUAGGCCGAAUACAAUGAUGCUUGCAUACAAUAUGUCUAAGGCAGCCAUAGAUCAAUUCACAAAAUGUGUGGCUUUAGAAUUAGCACCAGAUGGGGUAAGGGUUAACUCUGUUAACCCUGGGUUUGUUAAGACAAAUAUUAUAAAGGAUAGUGGUCUGACAGAAGAUCAAAUGGACAUGUAUGCUAAAAAUAUGGCACAGAGCAACCCACUGAAAAAACUAGUUGAGGCUGAUGAAGUAGCAGCAUUAGUGGCUUUUCUUGCCAGCAAUCAAGCUAAGAGCAUCACAGGAUCUUGUUAUCCAAUAGAUAGUGGCAAACUGUUAGUGUAGAAAUGUUUAGACCACUUUAUACUGAGAAAUAUUAUGAUGUAUAUAUAUUAAUUAUUUACUCAUAAAUUUAAUCUUUGUAGUAAAAUUAGUAUUAUAUUUUUGAACAACAGUUAAUCUACUAUAACUAACAACUUUUUAAAUAUGUAAAAGUUAAAAUAAUAUAUUUAUUUGUAGA
Molecule: messenger RNA, 1110 nt
Organism: Pieris rapae (cabbage white)
Lineage: Eukaryota; Metazoa; Arthropoda; Insecta; Lepidoptera; Pieridae
Product: L-xylulose reductase-like
Exons: 2
Coding region: 174-935 (253 amino acids)
Molecular function (GO): oxidoreductase activity
Source: RefSeq, a predicted model, not a curated record